This is a messenger RNA of Cataglyphis hispanica, 728 nucleotides long. RefSeq lists its product as uncharacterized. Lineage: Eukaryota; Metazoa; Arthropoda; Insecta; Hymenoptera; Formicidae. The transcript has 2 exons. The coding region runs from base 420 to 587 and encodes 55 amino acids. The record is from RefSeq and is a predicted model, not a curated record.
UUCGUUAGGCAUAUAUUUGUGGACCAAUCAAUUUCUUUAUGUUUAUGGUUAUGCGCUUAUGCAAAAGUGUGUGCUCCCCGCUAUACGCUGUUUCGUGCCCUUUGCGUUCUUUCUCUCACUCGCACAUAACAUAGCGUUCUCUUUCGCUAAGCUACGCGCGAGCGAGAGAGAACGUAAGGAGCACGAAACAGAGUGUGUCUUUUUCUACAUGUAUCUUUAUCCCCACUCUUUAAAGGCUCGAUCUAGAUUGUCUAUAGUUCUAUGGUUUUGAUCAUAUUUCGAAGAGCAUGGGGCAUUCAGGGCUCAGGGACAUUGUUAAACUGUGAUUGGUCCUCAUAUGCCCUCAUGUUUUCAAGAUAAAGUUUGUGCAUCUUGAUUUAUCUUAAUUUAACUUAUUUAUUCCGGUAAAUGGGUAAAUCAUGAUGAAUCGACUAACUAUCCUGAAACUUUACAAAGAUAUUCUGAGAUAUGGAGAAACUUUGAAAUUUACAAAUAAGGGGUACUUUCGACAUAGAGUACGAGUAGCUUUCAAGGAUAAUAAAAAUCUGACCGAUGAAGCGAUGAUAGAUUUUCAACUAAAGGUAUGAAAUUUUUAGAAGCCAAAAAAGUGAUAUAAAUCGCAUUUUAUAACACAAGAGACAAAGUAUGAAAAUAUAGUCUUCUUUACUCUUCAGUAGAUUUUUGUUCUUUGAAACAUACUUCCCAUACAACAUUUUAUAAAGAGAAUC